This is a messenger RNA of Anopheles merus, 1574 nucleotides long. Its product is annotated as chitinase-like protein Idgf4. Gene Ontology annotation, molecular function: chitin binding. The record is from RefSeq and is a predicted model, not a curated record. NCBI's taxonomy places the organism in Eukaryota, Metazoa, Arthropoda, Insecta, Diptera, Culicidae. The transcript has 2 exons. The coding region runs from base 101 to 1444 and encodes 447 amino acids. Gene Ontology annotation, cellular component: extracellular region. Gene Ontology annotation, biological process: chitin catabolic process; carbohydrate metabolic process.
GAUCUGUGCCCGGGCGUUCGUAUCAGUUUGGUGCGAGUCGUCGUGGAAGCUGCUAGAAAGAAGCUGCGAUCGUUCGUUGUCCCUGUGAUCGUCGAUAAAGAUGUGGUCGGUGUGGAGGUUAGGCGUCCUGGCCCUGGUGCUGGGCAUGCUGGAAGUGUCGUCCGUGCAAGGACAGAACGCAACAACGGGACCGAAGGUGCUUUGUUACUACGAUGGUAGCAACGCGUUGAGGGAAGGUCUCGGUAAAGUGACCGUGUCCGAUAUUGAGCUAGCGCUACCCUUCUGUACCCAUCUGAUGUACGGCUAUGCGGGCGUGAACGCUGAAACGUACCGGCUGCGUUCGCUGAACGAAGAUCUCGAUCUGGACUCGGGCAAGAGCCAUUUCCGAGCAGUGACCACACUGAAAAGGCGUUACCCUGGGCUGAAGGUGUUCCUGAGCGUCGGCAACUACCGUGAUCUGGGCGAGGAGAAACCGUUCGAGAAGUACCUAACGCUGCUAGAAUCGGGCGGCUCGCGUACGGCGUUCGUGAACAGUGCGUACUCGCUGCUGAAGACGUACGAGUUCGAUGGGCUCGAUCUGGCCUGGCAGUUCCCGCAGACGAAACCGAAACGCAUUCGCGGCUGGACCGGUAAAGUGUGGCACGGAUUCAAGAAGCUGUUUACCGGUGACAGCGUGCUCGAUCCGAAGGCGGACGAGCAUCGGGAAGAGUUUACGGCACUGGUGCGCGAUCUGAAGAAUGCGUUCGUGCACGAUAAGUUCCAGCUGGGGUACACACAGCUGCCGCACGUCAAUCAGACCAUCUUCCUGGACAUUCCCCUGCUGAAGGAUAACAUUGACUACGUGAAUGUGGCCGCGUACGAUCAGCAGACGCCGGAGCGCAACCCAAAGGAGGGCGAUUACACCGCCCCGAUCUACGAACCGACGGAGCGUGUCGUGGGCAACAAUGUGGACGAUAAGGUGAAGGCGUGGCACUCGCAGGGCACUCCGCUGGACAAGAUCGUGGUGGGCAUUGCGACGUACGGUCGGGGCUGGCGGUUGGUGGGCGAUUCCGGCAUUACGGGCGUUCCCCCGAUUCCGGCCGAUGGUCCUUCGCCGGCCGGUCCGUACACCAACGUACCCGGAUUCUACAGCUUCGGCGAGGUGUGCGCUAAGCUGCCAAACCCGGGCAAUGCUAAUCUGAAGGGAGCGGAGUAUCCGCUGCGCAAGAUCAACGAUCCUACGAAGCGGUUUGGGCCGUACGCGUUCCGCAUUCCGGAUGAGAAUGAUGAGCAUGGCAUAUGGUUGUCGUACGAGGAUCCGGAAAGCGCAGGCAAUAAGGCGGCGUACGUGAAGGCGAAGGGGCUGGGCGGUAUCUCGAUCAACGACCUGGGGCUGGACGAUUUCCGUGGCACGUGCUCGGGCGAUAAGUUCCCGAUCCUGCGUGCGGCCAAGUACCGGCUGUAGGUGCUGGGUGUUCGGUUUAGGGCGUAAGGACGUAGCAUUAACAAAGGAUUGUAUCCGCUUUUACAUACCAAGACAGCGAGUGUGAUCGACAACUCACAAAUAAACGUUUUUAACUGAUUUUGAUUCAUAA